Molecule: messenger RNA, 1720 nt
Organism: Perognathus longimembris pacificus (Pacific pocket mouse)
Lineage: Eukaryota; Metazoa; Chordata; Mammalia; Rodentia; Heteromyidae
Gene: Clptm1l
Product: CLPTM1 like
Exons: 16
Coding region: 62-1720 (552 amino acids)
Cellular component (GO): membrane; endomembrane system
Source: RefSeq, a predicted model, not a curated record
GGCGGGGCGGCCCGCCGCGGGGCUCGGGCGGCGCGGCGCGGCGCGCGGGGUCCGCGGCGCCAUGUGGAGCGGCCGCAGCUCCUUCACCAGCCUGGUGGUGGGCGUGUUCGUGGUGUACGUGGUGCACACCUGCUGGGUCAUGUACGGCAUCGUCUACACCCGCCCGUGCGCCGGCGCCACCAACUGCAUCCAGCCCUACCUGGCGCGGCGGCCCAAGCUGCAGCUGAGUGUGUAUACCACCACGCGGUCCAGCCUGGGCGCAGAGAACAACGUGGACUUGGUCUUGAAUGUGGAAGACUUCGAUGUGCAGUCUAAAUUUGAAAGGACAGUUAAUGUUUCUGUACCAAAGAAAACAAGGAACAAUGGGACGCUGUAUGCCUAUAUUUUCCUGCAUCACGCUGGGGUUCUGCCAUGGCAUGAUGGGAAGCAAGUGCACCUGGUCAGUCCUCUUACUACCUACAUGAUCCCUAAACCGGAAGAGAUCAACCUACUCACGGGGGAGUCUGCUGCGCAGCAGCAAAUCGAAGCAGAGAAGAAGCCAUCAAAUGCCCUGGAUGAGCCUGUCUCUCACUGGAGACCCAGGCUGACCCUGAAUGUGAUGGUGGAGGACUUUGUCUUCGAUGGGUCCUCAUUGCCUGCUGAUGUGCACCGGUACAUGAAGAUGAUCCAGCUGGGUAAGACGGUGCAUUACCUUCCCAUCCUGUUCAUUGACCAGCUGAGCAACCGGGUGAAGGACUUGAUGGUUAUCAACCGCUCCACCACCGAGCUGCCACUCACCGUGUGCUACGACAAGAUCUCCCUGGGGCGGCUGCGCUUCUGGAUCCACAUGCAGGACGCCGUGUACUCCCUGCAGCAGUUUGGGUUUUCAGAAAAAGAUGCUGAUGAAGUGAAGGGGAUUUUUGUAGACACCAACUUGUACUUCCUCGCACUGACCUUCUUUGUGGCCGCGUUUCACCUUCUUUUUGACUUCUUGGCAUUUAAAAAUGACAUCAGUUUCUGGAAGAAGAAGAAGAGCAUGAUUGGCAUGUCCACCAAAGCAGUGCUCUGGCGCUGUUUCAGCACAGUGGUCAUCUUCCUGUUCCUGCUGGAUGAGCAGACGAGCCUGCUUGUGCUGAUCCCUGCAGGUGUUGGGGCCGCCAUCGAGCUCUGGAAAGUGAAGAAGGCGCUGAAGAUGACAGUGACCUGGAGGGGCCUGAGGCCACGGUUCCAGUUCGGCACCUACAGCGAGUGUGAGAGGAAGACAGAGGAGUACGACACCCAGGCCAUGAAGUACCUGUCUUACCUCCUGUACCCUCUCUGUAUUGGGGGAGCCAUCUACUCGCUGCUGAACAUCAAAUAUAAGAGUUGGUAUUCGUGGCUUAUCAACAGCUUCGUGAAUGGUGUCUAUGCGUUCGGCUUCCUCUUCAUGCUGCCCCAGCUCUUUGUCAACUACAAGAUGAAGUCGGUGGCUCACCUGCCCUGGAAGGCCUUCACCUACAAGGUAGGCCCGCCUCCCACGGGGGGUGGCAGGGAGCCCCUUCAGCCCUCAGUGCUUGUGGCCCCAUUCUUUUUGUUGGAAAAGAGCCAUAGGGAAGAACCGGGGGCGGAGUUGUCUUCGGGCCCUGGCUCCAACAGGCUGAGAGGCAAGAAACCUGACCUGAUGGAGGAGCGGGGGCCCGCGCAGGGCAAGGGACCUGGUCACCGCGCUACUGGGGCCGGCGGUGGCCAAGUUUCCAUGUGA